Branchiostoma floridae (Florida lancelet) is the source of this 1571-nucleotide messenger RNA. RefSeq names its product protein yellow-like. The coding region runs from base 194 to 1462 and encodes 422 amino acids. The record is from RefSeq and is a predicted model, not a curated record. The transcript has 8 exons. NCBI's taxonomy places the organism in Eukaryota, Metazoa, Chordata, Leptocardii, Amphioxiformes, Branchiostomatidae.
CUGACCGUUAGUCGACCCCGACAAUCGGCUGAUAGUUCAGCAUGAUAUAUUGGCCGUACAGCGAGAUAGUGUGUGCCCAAUGAGGUUCUUUGGUGUGUGUGACACUGUUCAGUAGCUGACUGUGAACAGAGAGAGCUCACAGAUCUUGACCUCCACUUCUCUUCACAUCCAAGGUAUUAGUUCUGUCAGAAACAUGGCGGAACACACGAGGUACUACGUAUGCGUGCUCCUACUGACGUCAUGUUGUGGCAUGCUGGGAAGGACCCGCGCAGUGCAUGUUGGGGAAGCGACUCUGGUGUAUCAGUGGGCAACGUUGGACUACGACUGGCCAAGCAACGCCAUGCGACAGAGUGCUAUAGAUGAGGGACGGUACAUACCCGAGAACAUCAUCGCCACGGGCAUAAAAGUGUACGGGCAGGUGGUGUACCUGACCACCCCCCGCUGGCGGGAUGGCAAUCCGGCCUCUCUCAGCGCCGUGGUGGAGACUUCUGACGGGCGGAAUGUGCUGCGACCCUUCCCGAGCUGGGAGAUGAACCAGCUCGGCAACUGCUCCGCACUUCAGUCUGUGCAGAGCAUGGAAGUCGACCCGCUGGGGCGCAUGUGGAUCGCUGACGUGGGCGGAAGCUGUGCACCAAAACUCAUCAUCUACGACAUCGAGACCGAUGACGUCAUCAGAACGUACACAUUUCCCGCUGACGUGGCCAACACGAACACCACCUACCUGAACGACAUUGUGAUUGACACAUCCGCAGACGAUCCGGAGGACUGGUUCGCGUAUAUUUCGAACUCGCGAAGCCCUGGCGGUCUCGUGGUAUAUGACUACAGGCGGGACUCCUCACACAAAGUUUUUGACGCCAGCAUGAGUGUGGAACCGGACGCAAAGGUCAUGACGAUCAACGGUCGGAACUACACCUUUGACGUGGCGGCUGACGGGAUCGCUCUGUCACCGCUGGGGGACAACAUGAAGGUUUACUACUGCGCACUAAGCGGCUAUCACCUGUACUCUGUUCCGACCAGCGUCAUCAAACAACCCGUAGUGACGGACAUCAGCAGCAGUGUGACGCAUGAAGGACGUAAGGUGUCCCAGAGUGACGGGCUGGUUGUGUCCCGGGAAGGGAACCUGUACUUCGCAGCCCUGCACCUCAACGCCGUCUACCGGUGGGACACCACGUCAUCACAAGACGCGUCCUACGCGCACGAGCUCGUUUCUGAUGACGUCACCAUGCGUUGGGCUGACACCCUCGCCUUCGAUGACGACGGCUACUUGUGGUUUAUUGCCAAUAGGCUGCACAUGUGGCGUGCGAACGAGCUGACUUUCACAGGUUCGGAACCAAACUUCGUGGUGUGGAAGGUGCAUGUUGGAGAGAAGUCCUACAUGCACAAGAGUGGCGCGAAAUCAGUCAGGGCCGAUUUGAUGUUGUGUUUGGUGGCAGUACUGUAUGUCGCCAUCCGCGAAAUGUAACUAAGUCCUUACCUCACUAACGAAAUAAAGUACAAUGCUAAACUUUCUUCCAACACUAAGGUGUACUUACUUACUUAUCCUCUUCGUCCCUGGUGAGACAUAAGGCCAC